UGUGUGUGUUUCUUCCCCCCUCUUCCCCCUCCCUUCCCAAGCUCUCUUAACAUUAAAGCGAAAAUGCUCCUUUCUGUGCCUCCUCGUGCAGGGAUCGCCACUUUUGGCUACAACAAAAGCAACAAGAAGCAGCCUUAUGUCUCAGUGGCUCAGCAGAUGGCACCCCCAAGUCCUAGUGGCAGCAGCAACAACAACAGCAGCAGCAGCAGUGGGCCAGGUGGCGGAGGUGGCGGCGGGGACCAGCUGAGCAAAACAAACCUAUACAUCCGGGGUCUGCAUCCAGGUACCACAGACCAGGACCUUGUCAAGCUGUGCCAACCAUAUGGCAAAAUUGUCUCCACCAAGGCCAUUCUAGACAAAACGACCAACAAAUGCAAAGGAUAUGGCUUUGUGGAUUUUGACAGCCCCACAGCAGCCCAGAAAGCCGUGACUGCACUGAAGGCCAGUGGGGUACAGGCCCAGAUGGCUAAGCAACAGGAGCAGGAUCCUACCAACCUGUACCUGUCAAAUUUGCCUUUGGGCAUGGAUGAGGCUGAAUUGGAGUCGAUGCUGAAGCCGUUUGGACAGGUCAUCUCCACACGCAUCCUGCGUGAUACUAGUGGCACCAGCCGGGGAGUUGGCUUUGCCAGGAUGGAGUCCACAGAGAAAUGUGAAGCCAUCAUCACCCACUUCAAUGGCAAAUAUAUCAAGACACCUCCAGGGGUUCCAGCACCCCCGGAUCCAUUGCUUUGCAAAUUUGCUGAUGGUGGCCAGAAGAAGCGCCAGAAUCAGGGCAAAUAUGUGCAGAAUGGACGAGCUUGGCCACGGGAAAGUGACACGGGUGGGAUGACCUUGACCUAUGACCCCACAGCAGCGCUCCAGAAUGGGUUCUACACAACGCCCUACAGCUUGGCUCCUAACAGGAUGAUUGCUCAGACUGCACUCUCCCCGUAUCUGCCAUCACCUGUUUCCUCCUACCAGGUUCACAGCCCAUCGUGGAUGCACCAUCAGUCGUACCUCAUGCAGCCCACGGGAACAAUGCUGACCCCCGCCAUGGACCAUGCGAUUUCCAUCCAGCCCACCUCCAUGAUGGGGCCCCUAACUCAGCAGCUGGGCCAUCUGUCUCUCAGCAGUGCUGGCACGUAUAUGCCAGUGGCAGCAGCUAUGCAAGGAGCCUACAUCCCCCAGUACACACCUGUGCCUUCCUCUAGCGUUGCAGUUGAGGAGAACAGUGGCCAGCACAGCCACGUGACAAUGGAGUCCCCGUCGGAUCAGGCUGCCUACUCGUAUCAGUACAACAAGUAACAACAGAAGGGCUGGGGCCAGAAA
This is a messenger RNA of Euleptes europaea (tarantolino), 1308 nucleotides long. It is a transcript of the gene RBMS2, whose product is annotated as RNA binding motif single stranded interacting protein 2. NCBI's taxonomy places the organism in Eukaryota, Metazoa, Chordata, Lepidosauria, Squamata, Sphaerodactylidae. The record is from RefSeq and is a predicted model, not a curated record. Gene Ontology annotation, cellular component: nucleus; ribonucleoprotein complex; cytosol. Bases 64 to 1284 code for a protein of 406 amino acids. Gene Ontology annotation, molecular function: mRNA 3'-UTR binding; poly(A) binding; poly(U) RNA binding. The transcript has 14 exons.